Rhipicephalus sanguineus (brown dog tick) is the source of this 735-nucleotide messenger RNA. Its product is annotated as gamma-interferon-inducible lysosomal thiol reductase. The transcript has a single exon. Lineage: Eukaryota; Metazoa; Arthropoda; Arachnida; Ixodida; Ixodidae. Gene Ontology annotation, molecular function: oxidoreductase activity, acting on a sulfur group of donors, disulfide as acceptor. The record is from RefSeq and is a predicted model, not a curated record. The coding region runs from base 1 to 735 and encodes 244 amino acids.
AUGCCACUCGCUGUGACCACCCUAAAGGGUGGCCUGGUCCUCUACCUCUUCGCAGUUACCUCUCAGCUAUGGUUGCCGGUGCAGUGUACGUCAAUCAACCUCACGCUUUACUACGAAGGGCUGUGUGCAGACUGCCACGACUUCUUCAUCGACCAGCUGUGGCCAACCUACAACAAGCUGGAAGAGUACAUUGACGUCGACCUCGUGCCUUUCGGAAAAGCGCACAUGAAGGUCGCGAACGACACCGUCACCUUCGAGUGCCAACACGGUCCUCAAGAGUGCUACGUCAACCAGGUGCAGACGUGUGCCGUCAAGUACGUGCACCCGGUCAGGAAGCUCGUGAACUUUGUGGCGUGCAUGUUUCGCCAGGACGAUCCUACUAAGGCGGGGCAGCCCUGCGCCGAGAAAAUUGGAACGUACUGGCCAGUCCUGGACAAAUGCAGCCGGGGACCCGAGGGUGAAAAACUAUUCCGGGAAAUGGGCGAGCGAACGCUCGCACUCAAGCCACCGAUGAAGUGGGUGCCCUAUGUGCAGAUCAACGGAGCACACGAUGACGCCAUGGAAAGCUUGGUCGAGAAGGAUUUGUUUGGCUUCGCCUGCAAGCUCCUAGAACCCAGCGCCCCUAGAGUGUGCAAGAAAAGGUCCUUUGGUGGCCGCUGCUUCAGGCGCAACGCUCUUCAUUUAGCCGUGGGGUUCCCUCAGUCAGAUAGUAUUGUCUUGUAUCUUCAACGUUAA